AUGAGAGAAGGAGAGCAGAGUCAUGGCUUCUUCCCAGACAGCAGGAGAGACGGAGCGGCCCGUUUCACAGGGAGGAAGCCGACAGGAGAGGCGUCUCUUAUUUGUCUGUGUUUUCAGGAUGCGGUGGAGGACGGCACUGAAUCUGGCGCUCUGGAGUUGGUCUCAAUCACAGAAGAGGACCUUCCUGUCGUCGAGACGCCCACCACCUUCAACGUGAGCUCCUUCAGCAGUCAAAACAGCCACUCCAGUCACUUCUACGACCCGGACGCGCAGGACCCCCACGUCCCCGUCGAGCUGCCCGCCGCGGCCUCCGCUCCACUGCCCGUGUAUAAAACCCAUAACAUUCAGAUCCCGCCCAGCCCAGGGGUGCCCGUCAUCAAGGUCCAGCCCUUCUUGAACGGAGAAAGACUGUCAGACCUGAAGUCUUUGUGUUGGCCGUAUGUCUCUCGCAGAUUGCUGGCUCUGCUCAUCAUCUUGGGAUUGCUAAUCGUCUUGAUUCUGAUUCUAGGAAUAGGUUUGGGAGUGGGUCUGAAGAGUUGCUCAGGGAAGUUCCGCUGUCUGUCGUCGGUUCGGUGUAUCAGCAGACACGCUGUGUGUGACGGAGUCGAGGACUGUGGAGGUGGAGAAGACGAGCUCAACUGUGUGCGUGUGAGUGGCAGGAGCUCUGUGCUGCAGGUCUUCAGUAGAGGCUCAUGGAGGACGGUCUGCUCCGAAGGCUGGGGCUCUCACCUGGGGUCUGCAGCCUGCAGGCAACUGGGAUACAACAGCUACGUGAGCUCUACUAACGUGCCCAUCUCCUCCAUCGAAGCCGUCUUUCAGAAUAAUCUAGUGGCACUUAAUAUCAACCAGACUGGACUUCAAGACAACUUCAAACUACAAAACUCUUCAUACCUCAGAAAAACCCAAUGCACUUCUGCUGCAGUGACUUCUGUCAAGUGUAUAGAGUGUGGCUCCAGGCCAGCGGUCCACACUCGUAUCGUGGGAGGGAACGUGUCAGAGCCUGGGCUGGUCCCGUGGCAGGUCAGCCUGCAUUACCAGAACCAGCAUCUGUGUGGAGGAUCGGUCAUCAGUGAGCGCUGGGUUGUCACUGCUGCACACUGUGUGUACGGCUUUGCUCAGCCAGUGCUGUGGGCUGUGCAUGCUGGGAUAAUAGACCAGCCAUUGGGUGGAACUGGAGCUCUCUCUGUGGAGAAAAUCAUCUACCAUGCCAACUACAGGCCAGGAGGAUUCAGCUACAACAUAGCUCUAUUAAAGCUUAAACUACCUCUAUCUUUCAAUGACAAAGUGGUACCCAUCUGUUUGCCCAGUUAUGGCGAAAGCUUUAAGGAUGGACAGAUGUGUUUGAUCUCAGGCUGGGGAGCCACAGUGGAUGGCGGAGAGGCCAGUGGGUCCCUACACACCGCUCAGGUCCCGUUACAGUCCAGCAGAGACUGCCGCAGACAGGGCCUGACCUCCUGGAACAUCUGUACAGGAUUCUCGGCGGGUGGUGCUGGAACAUGUCAGGGGGACAGCGGAGGGCCACUGGCCUGUCAGGGGUCCGCUUGGACAUUGGUGGGGGCAGCCAGCUGGGCUGAGAGCUGUGGAGAAGCAAAUAAACCAGGGAUUUACACCAGCAUAAGUGAAGCUCUCACAUGGAUUCAGCAACAAAUGGAGAAAGAAGAGGAUCAGCGGCGCUGAGCAUCUCGCAGCGAAUGGGCUUCUAUUUCAAUACAUAACAUCCAACGUGACUUGUGAAGGAGAAUCUAUAUAUAAUAUGUGAUGCAUUCUAUAAUUUUCAUAUAUAAUUUACUACAAUGUGUUGAAAAUGUUUAUUUUUCUUAGGUAUUUGGAUUAUAGAAUAGUUUUUUUUAUAAAUAUUUAAUAUAGAUUGCCUUUUAACAUUUUUUAUUAAUUAUUUUGAACUUAAGAUUCAAAAAGUGAACACUGCAAAAAUUAUGCAGAAAUGCAAAAUUAAGCUUUAUGUGGUAAGUAUACAUUUACAACACUGUAUACAGAAUAUAUUAUAUUGCAUUAGGGCAUUUAUUACGAAAACCGUUUAUAUUUGAAUUAUCAUCAGUAGGAAUUUAAUGUACGACAAAUUACAAAAUGACCCAUAUAUUUAAAUAAUUCUUGUUAAUUCUAUUGACCAGAAUGAAAAAAAAAAAAAAAGUUUAUUUUAACUGUAUCUAUUUAUUGUACAUUAUUUAUUUGUGCUCAAUUAUUUAUCAUUCACCUAUCCAAGCAUGUCAAGACAUAUUUUAUAUGUAAGGCCAAAUGUAUACACGCUUAAUUAUUAUCUUCAUUAAAUUAAUGUUAAUAAAAGAUUUAGCACAUUAAAAUGACCUUCUCAAGUCUGUUUAGCUCCUCCGAGUCUCUGUAUUCUUGUCUUCACUUAUUUAGUUUUUGCUAGUGUUUCGGAAAUUACUAAACGCUAAUACGAACUAAAAGCCAACCAUUUCCACUUUCCAAGAACCACGCUGCAACUUCAUCCAGAGUCACUUGAUUAAUUUCUUUACCAGACUUUUUGAAUGUUACACUAAAAAUACUCUGACAUGAAUGCAGCUCAUGACCUCUGAAGGAUUUUACUACUGGAUGCAAAUACAAAUACAGACAACAAAGUGUCCUUCAGGAACAGUGUUCUUUAUUACAAAACCAAGAGUCUGAAAGGCAAGUCUGUGUUUUUGUGUGUGUGUGUGUGUGUGUGUGUGUAAGAGAGAAGCGAUUAUAGAAGCAAAGAGAAAAACGCUCAAAAAGCCCAAAGUGCAGCGUUUAGACCUCCCCAUGCUAAGCUAACGGAGUUUUGUCCUUUCGGGUUCGUCAUCUGACCGAUGGCAUCACAAGACUACUGCUGCAAAUGAAAAGCCGCUCAGUACAGACAGCCUACAGCACAUACUGAACACAUUUAAUAACCAGAAAACAGGGUAUAUGAGCUCAAUCAAGUGACGGCUGUAAAUGAAAGAAUUUCAUCUUGUAAAAUAGAAAAAAAAAAAAAAAAAAAAAAAAAAAAAA
Puntigrus tetrazona (Sumatra barb) is the source of this 2988-nucleotide messenger RNA. RefSeq names its product transmembrane protease serine 3 (gene tmprss3b). The transcript is spliced from 13 exons. The record is from RefSeq and is a predicted model, not a curated record. Gene Ontology annotation, biological process: proteolysis; acrosome reaction. Bases 1 to 1677 code for a protein of 558 amino acids. Gene Ontology annotation, molecular function: protein binding; serine-type endopeptidase activity. NCBI's taxonomy places the organism in Eukaryota, Metazoa, Chordata, Actinopteri, Cypriniformes, Cyprinidae. Gene Ontology annotation, cellular component: membrane.